Messenger RNA from Meira miltonrushii, 1892 nucleotides. RefSeq lists its product as uncharacterized. The record is from RefSeq and is a predicted model, not a curated record. Bases 156 to 1892 code for a protein of 578 amino acids. The transcript is spliced from 2 exons. NCBI's taxonomy places the organism in Eukaryota, Fungi, Basidiomycota, Exobasidiomycetes, Exobasidiales, Brachybasidiaceae.
CCAUCAUAAAGGCGUCAAAGCUGUUUAGUGGCCGAAGUUGUUAGAUGACGGAUAGCACUUCUAUUUAUUUCAACCAACCUUGUACAUUCCACAUUCAGAAUCUCAACAGUCACUACAAUAUCAAGAUCGACAUUCAAACUUGAGCUUCCUCUACCAUGCACGCUGCUCGUUCCACCGCUCUUCAAAGGGCAAGAUCGGUGGCCAAUUCAAAGCAUACCAGCUCAUUACAAAAGCGUACUUAUGCAGUACCGGUAAACAAGCAAUCAUCCGUUGACCCUUUGUUGGGUAUCGCACCACCUCCUGCUCCAAAGCCAAUCGAAGGAGAAAGUGGAGAAAAAGAUGCUGUACCAAACUUUAUGGUUGGCACUGCAAGACCAAAUAAUCCAAAUGACCUAAGUGAACUACUGAAAGGGAACCGAAUCAAUGGCUCGCAUAGAGUACAAGGAAGUGCAGCUGCUGGAUCGCAAACACGCAGUAGAUUAGCAGCCGCUCUAGGAGCAAUGAGAAGGGGAGCAGGAUCAGCAAUUCCAAAGCACGAUUUAGAGAACGCAUUUAUGCCACCUGAAGAUCCAAAAGCGCCACAAAAGCCAGAACAACGUAUAGAAGUAGAAGUGGAUGGACCGAAAGAACCUAUCGAUCGAGAACAUCCGCAUGCAAUUGAUGCAAUUCAUGGAAGAAAUGAUCUGGACGAACGGAUCUUAGCAGCCGCACGUGCAUUGCAUCAUGCUAAACAGCAAUCUCCAAGUGGUGGCUUGAAUGCAUCCUCUUUGCCUACACUCUUGCAAGCAUUCAAGGAGAACAGCGAAAGAACUCUAAGUGUAGAGCUGCCCAAUGAAAACAAACCAAAGGAGGAUCGCCGAGUUCUUGUGACAAGCGCAUUGAGCGAUGAGAACGAACUUAAUGAAAAGGCAGAGGAUGGUGUACUCUUGAUCGCUUAUGUCACCGGACUAGAUGCAGGAAGAGGUCAAGAACGUAUCAGCGUUUGUUCCGGAUUUGCUGUUGAAGGCGGAGAUCGAUUGGGAGAAGGCGAAAGUGGUGGAAAGGGUGCUUUGGUGGUAUCCUGCGCACAUACAUUGAGAGGAUCGCUAUCACGACCGGUCAGCAAAGAGGAAGGCGGAGAGGGAAAGGAAAGAUCUACAAAUGAAUCUUCUAUUGCCCUAGCGGUGACCAGAACGGGACAUGUUUUUCCGAUCAAUGAAUUGCUCUCAAGUUUACCCACUUCAGAUUUAGUCUUAUUGCAAUUAGGCGAACAGGCCAUCGCAGUGGAAGAAAACUUAGACUUCGGUGUCCCUCUACGCCCAUCCAACGUCAAGGUACGAACACUACCUAUCAACCCUUACCCCGCAGCUGUUGGAGCGGAGCUCUGUGUGAGCAGCUUUUGGGGAUGGGAAGAUGAUGCAGGAUCUACUUUGCCUGCAUUUGAAUUUAGUCAACCGACAGCUGGCUCCGUUGGAUCAGAUGGAUUGCAAUCUGCUUUAACAAUCUCACCCUGUCUACCACCACCGGUAGGACGUGAAAAAGACACAAUCAAACGUGAACGUGAUGAUGCGGGGAGAAGUAGAUGGGGACGUGCACGAUUGGUAGAGUAUCGUGAUUCAGAAGGAAAAGAAGCCAGGACGGGAACAUAUGAUGAUUUAGCACAACUAGAUUUCAAACUUGUGCCGGAUAAUGUUCAUAAUCCACCAGCCUUACAACAACAGGCUCAAAUACUCUCUUUUCCACCUCCGGGUAGUAGUGGAGGACCAAUCGUUGAUGCACAAACAGGAGCCGUUGUUGGUAUCACACGCGGUGUAAAGAUGGGAGUCUUGGAAGGCAGACGUGGUGACGGUAUUCCGGCUGAACGUUUGUUCUUUAUGUUCGCCUUGCCAGGAUUUGGUAGCAAGAAGCAGUAG